AUGCCCACUGUCGAAGCUCCCAAGCAGCAGGUGCCAAUGGAGGCCGCCGCCGAGGCGACUGCUCCGGGCCAAAUCAUCACGCGCCAGCCGAAAUCUGAGCCGCUUCCACAACUCGAGAACGAGGCCUCGCUGCGAGGCGGCGGCAUGAAUGUUGGCUGCACGUGCUGCGACGGCACCUGCUCAUUCCAUCGAUACUGCUGCUAG
Molecule: messenger RNA, 204 nt
Organism: Lasiosphaeria miniovina
Lineage: Eukaryota; Fungi; Ascomycota; Sordariomycetes; Sordariales; Lasiosphaeriaceae
Exons: 2
Coding region: 1-204 (67 amino acids)
Source: RefSeq, a predicted model, not a curated record